This is a messenger RNA of Lacerta agilis (Sand lizard), 1534 nucleotides long. RefSeq names its product small RNA binding exonuclease protection factor La (gene SSB). Gene Ontology annotation, molecular function: RNA binding. The transcript has 12 exons. Gene Ontology annotation, biological process: RNA processing; positive regulation of translation. NCBI's taxonomy places the organism in Eukaryota, Metazoa, Chordata, Lepidosauria, Squamata, Lacertidae. The record is from RefSeq and is a predicted model, not a curated record. The coding region runs from base 122 to 1348 and encodes 408 amino acids. Gene Ontology annotation, cellular component: cytosol; nucleus; cytoplasmic stress granule.
GCUGGGCUGCCCGGCGAAAGGAGGACGGGAGCGCGUAAAGGCGCACGGAGAAGCGGCGCCGGCGGCCUACGCGAUCUCGAGAGGGAGAGGCCGGGGUUUGCCUUGGGCGAAGGCGGCGAAAAUGGCCGAAAACGGAGACAGCGAAAACAUGUCUGACUUGGAAAGGAAGGUGUGCCAGCAGAUUGAGUACUAUUUUGGCGACCACAACUUGCCACGGGACAAGUUUCUCCAGGAGAAGAUAAAGCUGGACGAUGGCUGGGUGACUUUGGAAACAUUAAUCAAAUUCAACAGGUUAAAUCGCCUCACAAAAGACUUUGAUGUAAUAGUGGGUGCGUUGAAAAAAUCAACGACUGAGCUGAUGGAAAUUAGCGAAGACAAAGCUAAAGUCCGAAGAUCUCCAAACAAGCCUUUGCCUGAAGUGACGGAGCAAUAUAAGAACGCGGUUAAAAGCAGAUCUGUGUAUAUUAAAGGUUUUCCACUGGAUGCAACACUUGAUGAUAUCAAGGAAUGGCUAGAUUGUAAAGGCAAAGUUGAAAACAUUCAGAUGCGGAAAACCAUUCAGAAAGCGUUCAAGGGAUCAGUAUUUGCAGUAUUUGACAGUGUCGAAUCUGCCAAGCAGUUCGUUGAAACUCCAAACCAAAAAUACAAGGACACGGAGCUUAUUGUACUGUUCAGGGAUGAUUACUUUGCGAAGAAGAACGACGAGAAAAAACGGAACAGAUUGGAAGCGAAAGCAAAGGCCAAGCAGGAGAAAGAGGAGAAACAGAAGCAAGCGGAAGAUGCUGAAAUGAAAUCUCUGGAGGAGAAGCAAGGGUGCUUGCUGAAGUUCUUUGGAGACCUGGAAGAUCAGACUUGCCGAGAAGAUCUCCAUGCCGUUUUCUCUGGCCAUGGCGAAAUUAAAUGGAUAGACUUUGUCAGAGGUGCCAAAGAGGGAAUCAUCCUGUUCAAGAGCAGCGCAAAAGAUGCGCUGGAUAAAGCCCAGGCGGCAAAUGACGGGAGCCUGGAGCUGCGAGGCAGAGAGGUUACGUGGGAGGUGCUGGAAGGAGACGCAGCUAGAGAAGCGCUAAAGAAAAUCAUGGAGGGGCAGCAAGAACUGUUGAACAAAAAGAAAGGAAAAGGCCGCAAAGGAAAAGGAAAAGGUGGCAAGGGACCUCAAGGGACGCAGGACAGGAAAGUGAAAUUCCAAGGCAAGAAAACGAAGUUUGAGAGUGAAGAUGAAGAAGAGGGUGAAGAUGAAAGUGCAACAGGGGCAGCGAGUCCAAAGAAAAGACCACUCGAAGAGGCUGAGAAGGAAGAGCCUGCCCGCAAACAGCUGAAGACAGAAAAUGGAGCUGGAGAUACAGAAUAGUACUCCAAAAAGCGUUGCAGGGUUUUGUUUUAAAAGAAACAAAUGAUUUGUUUUCAAUCAUUCCUCCGUUCAUCCUGUUUUCUGAAAGAGAAUCUAAUAAAAUCGACUUCGAUGUCCACCUGCAAAAGGGGGAUAGAAGAAAGAGUUACAUUUAAGAUUAUUUCUUUGGGAUUUUUUUUUCUUUUU